GAACAUUGAAAGACCAAUCGCAAAGACCAAACCAGGUUACUUCGACAAUGUUCACGGAGUCAUCUCCAGCAAUGGAUCCGGAUUUACCCGAAUCCGAAACCCGACCUGAAUUCAAUCCCGCUUCCACUGAUUCCCCCGUCACUACCAAUUCCGGCACCGUACAAACCGCCAUGGACUCAGACUCCAUCGAAGCUAGACCUGAAGCGACGACAUUCGAAUUAGCCUCAUCACAAGCCACCUCCGUCGCCGAUCUACCACCGGAACGAUUCAAUUCGCUCGACGAAUUGACCCACGAUCUCGGCUCGCUCCACGAGCUUUCGACCCUUGGCUCAUGGCAAGCGAUCCUCGAGAAGAUAUCUCAAGCCAGAGCUCUCUUUCUCCUCACAAAGCCUCACGAGCAUCUCACUUAUCUCACUUACCAAGUUAUGGCUCUCGCGAAGCUUCGUCGCUCCGAUGAAGCUGCUCAUGAGCUUAAUUCUUUGCACGAUUUCGACGGGACGCAUUACAGGUACGAAUCGUUCCCUGAGAUCUACCCUAAUCGGAGAGGAUCGAUGGUUCCUUUCUCUUUACGAUGGCUCUACGCUUUGAUCCCGACUAAGCUUGGUAAUCGUCAGGAAGGGUUAGAUCGGUUAUACGUUUUACUUGACUUUGUUCGAGAUCGAAUUAGAGAGAAAGAAUCUCAGAGUUUAGAUGGUUCUGUGGAAUUGUGGAAGAAAAGAGAGACCUUUGUGAUGAAUUGCUUGCUAGGGUUUCAUUUAGGUCACAAGGAAUUUGGGGUAUCUUUGGAUUUGAUGAAGGAAUUGAUAACUCGUGAUCCGUUAGACCCGGUUUUGAUUUCGAAACUAGGUUCUGUUCAAAUGCAGUUUGGUGAUAUAGAAGGAGCUAAAACUACGUUUGAUCGAGUUGAGAAGAUGUUGAAUGAAGGAAAGAGCAAUGGGUUAUUGAAUGAGAUACAGUUCAAGAAUCUUGUGGGGAGGAAUAAGGCUUUGGUUCAUGUUGUGGCAAAGGACUAUGUUUCUGCUGUGAGAGAGUAUGACAAAUGCAUUGAAAGGGAUAACUCGGAUAUUAUUGCUGUCAACAAUAAGGCUCUUUGUUUGAUGUACUUGAGAGAUCUAUCGGAUGCGAUUAAGGUGAUGGAAAGUGCAUUGGAGAGAGUGCCAACCGCGGCUUUGAACGAGAGCUUGGUGGUGAACUUGUGUAGUAUGUAUGAGUUGGCUUAUGUUAAUCACACCGAUGUCAAGCGGACGUUGAAUAAUUGGAUUGCGCGUGUUGCUCCCGAUGACUUUGAUUCAUCUUGUACCAGAGUUUGAGGUUUUGAGCUAAGCUAAGGUAAUGAGCGAAAGAGUUUCCGUCAUCUAUAAUGAAACAAAUCAAAGAUCUUGAUCUUGCUGGGUUUGGCAUCAGCUGGAGUCUCUGUUGAUGUGAUUACCGGCUACAAGUUUGUUGUAGUUUUCUAUUGUAAGCUAGCAAAUGGUUUGUUACCACCAAACACUUGGUAACUUUCUUGCAUUCGUUUUCGUCAUAUUCAUCUUCUUAUAACGUUUUUUGUUACACUUGCUGUUAACCACUAAUGACGAAUGUGUGUUCUUUCAACUCUUCCUAUGCACAGAGAUUUUGAGUAAUCAAGUAUUUAAAGCCA
This is a messenger RNA of Arabidopsis lyrata subsp. lyrata, 1639 nucleotides long. RefSeq names its product trafficking protein particle complex subunit 12. Gene Ontology annotation, molecular function: protein binding. NCBI's taxonomy places the organism in Eukaryota, Viridiplantae, Streptophyta, Magnoliopsida, Brassicales, Brassicaceae. The record is from RefSeq and is a predicted model, not a curated record. The coding region runs from base 48 to 1310 and encodes 420 amino acids. The transcript has 2 exons.